GCCCGGCCCGCGUCCCUCCUCCCGCGGCGGCGGCGGCGCUCCUCCCCGCGGGGCGGGCCGGCGGUGACGCGGCGGAGGUGACGCGCGGGGCGGUGGUACCGGGGCGCUCGGCGCUGUCUCCUUGUCCCCAUCACGGCUCCCGCUCGGCCCCCCCGCGCCGCCAUGUCCGCGCCCGGCAGCGGCGGCGACUUCGGCAACCCGCUCAGGAAGUUCAAGCUCGUCUUCCUGGGCGAGCAGAGCGUUGGGAAGACCUCCCUGAUCACCAGGUUUAUGUAUGACAGUUUUGACAAUACUUACCAGGCAACCAUUGGAAUUGAUUUCCUGUCCAAAACAAUGUACCUGGAGGACCGCACGGUCCGGCUGCAGCUCUGGGACACGGCGGGGCAGGAGCGGUUCCGCAGCCUCAUCCCCAGCUACAUCCGCGACUCCACCAUCGCCGUCGUGGUCUAUGACAUCACAAACUUGAAUUCUUUCCAGCAAACCUCCAAGUGGAUCGAUGACGUCAGGACAGAGCGAGGCAGUGAUGUCAUCAUCAUGUUGGUGGGGAACAAAACCGACCUGGCAGACAAGAGGCAAAUCACCACAGAGGAAGGGGAACAGAGAGCCAAAGAGCUGAAUGUGAUGUUCAUUGAGACCAGUGCAAAGACUGGCUACAAUGUGAAACAGCUUUUCCGCCGUGUGGCUGCUGCCUUACCUGGGAUGGACAGCACACCAGAGAAGAGCAAAGAAGACAUGAUUGACAUCAAACUAGAGAAGCCCCCCGAGCAGCCAGUCACGGAGAGCGGGUGCUCCUGCUAACAGCCCCUGCCAGCAGCACCCCCGCCCGGCCGGGCUCCCGGAGAACAUCCCGCUCAUUGCCACCCCUCUGGGGCUGGAAAACCAUUCCCAAGCGAGUGAAUCCCUGUGUACUGGUGGGGAGCAGCCCCGGCCGCCCCUCUCACUGCAUGGUUUGAGCCCUGAGUGCAGAAUGAGUGUCCUGUCUUUUGAGUUUAUUUUUUUAUGUUGUUGCACUUUGGCACCACGGUGCCCUUCACACUUUCUCUCUCUUUCCUCCCUUUCUCCCCCUGUUCCCACCUGGAGCCUCCCUGCUCAGAUGUAUCUUGUGAAUGCCAUGGAAAAGCUGCCGAGUUAGGGAAGACAAAAAUGAAGCUUUGGGGAGGGGUGGGUUUUCUGCCUUCCCUCCUGCCUUGCAUCCUCCCCCUGCCUUCUCCAGCCCCCUGUCCUGCAUCCCCACUUCCUCUGGAAAAAGGCUGCUCCUUAAACUUAAACCAGUCACUUGGACUUGCCAUUUUGGACUCUGCAGGUUCCCAGGCUUUGCUUCCCGCAGGGCACACACCCCAUGAGCUCCCUGGUUUCUCCUUUCCGUGGAUGAUCCUGGCUAACUCUUGCUCACCACUUCCCAGUUUUGCCCCUCGAGUCACACAGGCCCUGGAAAGCCCCAGACUCUGAGAGCUUUGGCCUUGUUGCUCCCAUUUGUGUGGCAGGGACAUCCCAGAGCCUGCUCCCCUCGGCUGGAAUCUCUUCCCAUCCAGAGGAUGUUGGUGACUGUUGGCUGCAGACGUAGGGGAGGACGAGGAAACAGGCUUUGCAGCCCGAGCUGGGUGGGGAGAGAUCCUCAGGGAUUCUGGAAGCAAACAGUGACCUGGAAUCCAUCACUGCAGGGGCAAUGCCUGUCCUGGGAGUCAUGGAUGCUCCUCAGGCUCCUUCCCUGAUCUUCGUUCUCCUGUUCUUUGUCACUGGAGCUGCUUCAUGCGGAGCAGGAGAGCCACAGCAGAGGGAAGGGCAACAUUCCACUCCCACUGCCAGGUUGCUGCUUGGUGGAAUCGUUCCCAUUGCCUCUGCCCUUGGAGCAGAGCUCUGGGGUGCAACCAGCAGCCAUUUCACUCCUGGGGGAGUUUUAACCUUUGCCAAAGCUGAGGGGAGCAGCGGCAGGGAAUUCCUGUCACAGUGGGUGGAGGAUUGGACGCUGCUGAAGGGAAUUCUGGUGUCACUCCCCAACCUUUGAGGCUGGGGACUGCCUCCUUUCCCCCAGGCCCUGGUUUUGAAUUAAUUCAUAGAGCUUUUCAGAGAUUUCCUGGGGUUUUGGGGUCCACAAAAAGUUGGUUUGUCAGUUGGCAGAAAGGAGAAUUCCGCUGUCCUUUCCCCGCCUGGCCUGUGUGACACGGAGGGUGCUGUGGUAGGACAGUGGCCACGGUGGGGGGGUCAGUGGCACUCCCUCCCCUCCCUUGGCAGGGUGUCCCUCGGUCCCUGACACUCUGUGUGCACCUGAGGAGGGGAAGGGACAGCCCUGGGCUGGGAUGUGGCAGCCCUGGGCUGGCAGCAGCUCCCUGAGGUCCCCAGAGUCCCUUCCCCUGGGGCGAGCUGGCCGCAGGAGGAAGCUGGGAUGCGAGUCCCAUCCCUGCCCCUCGGGAAGCUGAUCCCAUUCCCUGUACAUAGCCCCUUGUGGGAAUUGCUGGUGUCGGUGUCCGUGUCUGUAGAAUGGGUGUUGCUGUCCCUCCUCAGGCAGCUCUGCUGUCCCUUCGUGUUGUUCGAGUCACGGACCGGGGCGGGAGGGGGGAGACCCCAAUUAGGGGCGGGGGGUAAUUAGUGGAAUCCAAUAGUUCCCUUCCCACUGUUUUUCUGGAUGUGUUCCUGCCGUGUGUCCGGCCCUGCUGUCUUGUAGCUGUAGCGAGUUAAGUGUGACUGUAACUCUGAGUAAGGACUGUGUGACACAGCCACAGUGUAUCACUAAAUAAAUAAAGUUAUUUCACCAACA
Messenger RNA from Vidua chalybeata, 2755 nucleotides. Its product is annotated as ras-related protein Rab-6A-like. Lineage: Eukaryota; Metazoa; Chordata; Aves; Passeriformes; Viduidae. Gene Ontology annotation, molecular function: GTP binding; GTPase activity. The transcript is spliced from 8 exons. The record is from RefSeq and is a predicted model, not a curated record. Bases 163 to 798 code for a protein of 211 amino acids.